CCCGGUCCAUCCAAAUCCAUGUCACGCCCCGCGCACGAGCUGCACGUGCAGUUUCCCGGUUCCAAUUAAAAGCACCCACAAAUUACAAAAUACAGAAUUUCUGAAAAAAGAAAAAGAAAUAACUAAGAGGACGAAACGUUGGACUAUCUUCUUUCUCUCUCUGGUUCGAAAAGAGCUUCUUCACAGAGAACAAACCGAGGGUUUUUGCCAAGGAAGAUAGGGAGGAAUAGAAACCCUAGGAGCUAGAGAGAGAAAGCCCCAAAUCACACACGGGGAAAAGAGGGAGGAGAGUUACUGAGUGGGGGGAGCUUCUCUAUUGGAACUGUGUCAAAGCUAGGGUUUUCGAAUUCGUUCAUGAAGGAUUAGAGUACUUUUUAUUUGUCGAUCCUCGUCAAGAAGUUUCUGUCUACACCAGGCGGCAGUGCUAUUUCACAAAUAUUGUCAUCAAAGCCUACUGCAGUUCUUAAUGGAAAUUAAAGUUUUGGUGUUCUACGUGGACUUCUUCGAUUGUAAGCAUGUUAUGUAAAGCACCAUGACACUCGAAGAUUUCUUUACUUUAACUGAGAUGAAAGAUGGGCUCACAGCCCCGUCUCGAGUUGAGGAGCUGGUCAACGUAAUGCAGAGUGAGAAAGAUUCUAUUGCGAAUAAUGUGGGUGAUGCAACCAGGCAGUGGGCUGCUGUUGCUAGCACAAUUGCUGCCACGGAGAAUAAAGAUUGUCUAGAUCUUUUUAUUCAAUUAGAUGGACUCUGGUUUGUUGAUAGAUGGCUUAAAGAUGCUCAAAACUUAGGUAAUGAUACGAAUGAGAGCUUUGUAGAAGAGUCAAUAACUGCGCUGUUACGAGCACUUGAAAAGCUGCAUAUAGACAAUAAGCGGUCAAUAUCUUCAGGGAUCUGGAGUACCGUGAAGAGUCUUCUUGGCCACAAAAGCACAAUGGUUCAGGAUCGAGCGAGACUGCUGUUUGAUAGCUGGAAGCAGGAUGUUGAGAAUGCUGAGGUUCUCUGUGAUGAUGGGAAUUCUAAGAUUUUGGAAGAAGAUUCUAAGGCUUCUGCUGUAAAAAGUACUUCAGAAGUAGGUACUAACAGAGAAAAUCACACAUCAGGACCUGCUCGAGAUGAAUUGUCCCCAUUAAGGACUUCAGGCGGUCUUCAACUAGAAAAUGCUGAUGCUGUACUGAGUAACAAACAGUCCCCAACCCACAAACUUUUAGACAAUGCAGACAUCAAAGAUAGAUCUCCAGAUCCUUUGGCCUCUGCUGUUGUCAUGGACCCUAUUCAAGAAAGUCCUAUAAAAGAUGAAUCCUCUAUGUGUUCUGUGGGAGGAACUGCUUCAAUUGGAACUUCUAGUUUUCCAGUAGCAAAGCUGAGCAAUGUUGAUGGACUUUCUGACACUCCAAAAUCAAAUGAGUUGUCCAAAAAUGAAAAUCAGGAUGAGAAAGUCAACAGUUCUCCACAGAAGUUGGGUGUGACAGACAUCUCUUCGGGGCCUGGUCUGGUGGAACCCGGGUUUGUUUCUUCAGGUGCUGAUGGUUCAAAUUCCCAGGUCUUUGCUACUGAUUCUGCGUUGCAAAAAAGUGGUAAUGCCAACCAGGACGAUUCUUGUCAAAAAUUUACUGCUCUUGCUAAUGAAGGGACAGCUGCGUCUGAUCCAAAAGGUGUGAUGGAUGACGCAAGAGCGGUAAAUCAUUGCAAUACUACAGUUCAAGAUGGUGAAUGCUGUUCAAACACUCCACAUGACUUGUCUGGUAAUGGUAGCAUGUCAGGAAAACUUGAAGAUUUAGAGACUUCUUCCAGGAUGGCUGACCCGGGAGCUGUUGAUGAAGAUAUGGAGCAUGUCAGCGAUGAAGGUGAGGAAUUGACAACUGCAGAUGAUAUUGAUCAUGAGUAUGGGAUGGUUGACGCUCUAGAAGUUGCUCGACAAGUAGCCCAAGAAGUAGAAAGAGAAGUAGUGGAUUAUAGAGAACCAUACUGCAGUUCAUCUUCAGAGAAAAUCUCUGAAGGUGGACUCAGACGAGCUGAUAGCCCAGACUCUAUAAAUGGAGAACAGGACUUACCCACUCAUGUUUCACCAAAGGAGGCGGCAACUGAGCAAAGUCAUUCGGCAGAGGUAAAUCCUGAGAGGGAGGGCCACAUAGUCAAUUCAGAAAAUGUGGGCACUAUUCCAGAACAAUGCACUAAUGACAUGGAGUCCUCUCAGGUGACUGAAGCAGCUCAAGAACCCGAACUUAUCCCAGAAAAAAGCCUUUGUAAUUUUUUUGAUCUAAAUCAAGAAGUGUGCUCUGAUGAAAUGGAUCGCCCAGUAAAUCCUGUCUCUACUCCAAUUCCUGUUUCAAGGCCAGUAGCAGCUGCUGGUUUACCUGUAGCCCCUUUGCAGUUUGAGGGGGCUAUUGGGUGGAAAGGAUCUGCUGCUACUAGUGCUUUUCGCCGAGCAUCUCCUCGCAGAUUUUCAGAUGGUGACAAGAAUCUUUCUACAGGGGCCACCAGUGAUGGCUCAAAGCAGAGACUGGAUUGCCUUGACAUAGAUCUGAAUGUGGCUGAGGGUGGAGAUGAUUUAGGAAAACAAGUUCCGGUGUCAUCUGGCCUUCCUUCUGGGGAAUCUUCAGUUGAAGUGAGUCAAAAUAGAUCAGGGAGGCCCAAUUUGGAUCUAAAUCGUAUUGAUGAUGAUGGUGAUGCCUUACCAUCGGAUUUAAGGAUGGAAGGACAGUUCUUAAACAAUCGGAAUGGCCGUCGCAGCCCAUCUCCUGCUUCAUCGUCAUCGUCAAUGCAGCCUUCUAUGAGGAAUUUUGAUUUGAAUGACAGGCCAUAUUUUCAUAAUGAUUCUACAGAUCAAGGACCAGGUAAGUCUUCUCAAACUGCAAAUGCAUAUGGAUGGCCUAAACCGGAUGCUUCAGUUAUUUCUAUCAUGGGUACUCGAGUGGAGAUAAACAGACCUGAUGCUCCUCAAACUCUGUCCCUGGCAAAUGGCAAGGCUAUUGAGACUGCAGCAGAUGUUAGCAUGGCAAGAACGGGGAAUCUUUUGGACAUGGGUUCAACGGUCUCUUACACUCACUCUCCUGUUUUUGGGUACAAUGGACUGGCAACAGGGCCUACCAUGUCGUUCUCCUCAGCCAUGUAUGGACCUGGUGGCACAAUCCCCUACAUGGUGGAUUCUAGAGGAGCUCCUGUUGUGCCUCAAAUAAUGGCGUCUCCGUCAGUUGUUCCGCCUCCAUUUUCCCAGUCACCGUUCAUUAUGAACUUGAGUGCAACGGCACAACCAGGUCUAAAUGGUGCUGGGCCCUCACGUCCUCCUAGCUUUGAUCUGAAUUCUGGCUUUAUGGUUGAGGGAGGCAAUAGGGACUCGGGCCUGAGGCACCUUUUCAUUCAUGGUCAGAGUGGCAGGUCUAUGGAGGAUCAUUUGAGGAACAACUCACAACCCCCUCCUUCAAGUUCCACCGUUGGUGGGAAAAGGAAGGAACCAGAUAGUGGCUGGGAAUCAUUCCCGUUUAGCUACAGACAUCAGCAACAGCAACCACCAUGGAGAUGAGAAAUUUUUAACUGCGGGCAGUCGUCUCGUUGGAUCAGUUUCAUAAAUCCAACUAAGUAGAUUGAUACAUGCGAUCCAGAAGUGGGUGAGCUCAUUCGCUUUAGUUGAACUGAAUAAAGUUGGAGGAAAUUAUCAAGGUAACAUGAUUUAUGUGAUUAAUUGCUGAAGGAAGAAUUAGGGUCUUGUUUUUAUUUAUUGGUUUUUUUUUUUUUGCCCUUUUCUUUAUCUUUCUGUGUUUCAUAGAAGGCCAUUUGCAACAUAGGAGGAGACUUUGGUACGUGUAGCUGUAAUUUUUCUUCCAUGUAUAUCACAGAAAUUAUAGGAACAAAUUCCUACAUUA
Molecule: messenger RNA, 3860 nt
Organism: Prunus mume (Japanese apricot)
Lineage: Eukaryota; Viridiplantae; Streptophyta; Magnoliopsida; Rosales; Rosaceae
Product: Transcription elongation factor (TFIIS) family protein
Source: RefSeq, a predicted model, not a curated record